This is a messenger RNA of Nelumbo nucifera (sacred lotus), 1885 nucleotides long. RefSeq names its product Zn-dependent exopeptidases superfamily protein. Lineage: Eukaryota; Viridiplantae; Streptophyta; Magnoliopsida; Proteales; Nelumbonaceae. The record is from RefSeq and is a predicted model, not a curated record. Gene Ontology annotation, molecular function: zinc ion binding; aminopeptidase activity. Gene Ontology annotation, biological process: proteolysis.
GAUUUUUCAUUUUGGCAUUUUAGAACUACCGGAACGUGGCCCUGGCACUCCCUUUCAGCGGAGCCGGAGAUGAGCAUGAGCCCGUAGUACCGAGGCAUCAGGAGAUCCUUACUGCGUGCAUCUCACGUGAGAUUCAUUUAUAGAAGAGCGCGAGAAGAGAGAGAGAGAGAUUUUCUGUCUGGCGCUCUGCAUACCGAGGAGCAAGAACGCGAACGCCAUCGAAGCCUUGAAGGUGGUGGAAGGUGCAAAGCCAUGGCAGGAGGAGAACAAUGCGAAGGAAGUACAGUUGUUUCUGAUCUCAUCAACUUCCUCAACGCUUCUCCUACUGCCUUUCAUGCAGUUGACGAGGCGAAGAAGCGUUUGAAGAACGCAGGAUUCGAGCAAAUCUCUGAGAGAGAGGAUUGGGAACUGCAGGUCGGGAAGAAAUACUUCUUCACAAGAAAUCACUCUACAAUUGUUGCUUUUGCGGUUGGACGAAAAUAUGUUGCGGGAAAUGGAUUUCACAUUAUCGGCGCUCAUACCGAUAGCCCUUGUCUGAAACUAAAGCCCGUUUCAAAGGUAGCCAAAGGAGGGUAUUUGGAAGUUGGUGUCCAAACGUAUGGAGGUGGAUUAUGGAACACGUGGUUCGAUCGUGACUUAACUGUUGCCGGGCGGUUGAUCAUAAGGGAGGAGAAAGAUAAAUCUGUGUCGUACUUACAUCGGCUUGUUAGGAUCGAAGAACCUAUAAUGCGAAUUCCUACCCUAGCAAUUCACUUGGACAGGGGUGUCAAUGAUGGAUUCAAGCUGAACACGCAUGGUCAUCUUCUUCCAAUACUAGCAACAUCAGUUAAGGCGGAGCUUAAUAAGGUGGUUCCUGAAAAUGGUUCAGCUGAAGGUGGUGUUCAAAGUGAAGGAAAGAAGUCUAAUGAGAAAGGGAAUAUUGAUAGCAAGAAGCAUCAUUCACUUCUGUUACAGCUACUUGCAGCCCAGGCCGGAUGCAAGACAGAUGAAAUAUGUGAUUUUGAGCUACAGUUGUGUGAUACUCAACCAAGUACUGUAGCUGGUGCGACAAAAGAAUUUAUUUUCUCAGGAAGGCUUGAUAAUCUUUGCAUGUCAUUUUGCUCUUUGAAGGCUUUGAUUGAUGCCACAUCCUCCGAAUGUAGUCUUGAGGAUGAAACCGGUGUAAGAAUGGUAGCAUUGUUUGAUCAUGAGGAGGUUGGAUCAAACUCUGCACAAGGAGCUGGUUCACCUGUGAUGUUAGAUGCUCUUUCACGAAUCACAAAUUCCUUCAGCUCAUCAAAUUCUAAGCUGCUUGAGAAAGCAAUACAACGGAGCUUUCUUGUAUCUGCAGACAUGGCACAUGCUUUGCACCCUAAUUAUAUGGACAAGCAUGAAGAAAAUCAUCAGCCAAAGCUGCAUGGCGGACUUGUCAUUAAGCAUAAUGCCAAUCAGCGCUAUGCAACCAAUGCCGUCACAUCUUUCAUUUUUCGAGAGAUUGCAGAGAAACAUGGCCUUCCUAUUCAGGAUUUUGUGGUCCGUAAUGACAUGCCUUGUGGGUCGACCAUUGGUCCCAUAUUGGCAAGCGGAGUGGGAAUCCGCACGGUGGAUGUUGGGGCACCACAAUUAUCAAUGCAUAGCAUUAGAGAAAUGUGUGCUGUUGAUGAUGUGAAGCACUCCUACGAGCAUUUCAAAUCAUACUUCCGAGAGUUCACUCAGCUUGAUGCCAAGAUCAGUGUGGAUGCUUGAACUUCCAAAACCAUCUAGCUUUUGGGGCUUUGAUCAUCUUUUACUGUUUAAACAGUUAUGCAUUUGGAUUUGUACUAUAAUCACUUAUUUAAUGAUAAUAAGAUGGAUGUCCUCAUUGGUAUAGGCACGGCAAAUAAAGACGUUGAUGCGGUUUCCUGAA